This is a messenger RNA of Closterium sp. Yama58-4, 5976 nucleotides long. NCBI's taxonomy places the organism in Eukaryota, Viridiplantae, Streptophyta, Zygnematophyceae, Desmidiales, Closteriaceae. The record is from the annotation of a GenBank genome assembly.
AUGGCUUCCAUUCGCGUGCUGUCGUUCGAUGCUGAGGGCCGCCCUGUGCGUUUCACCGCUUGGCUAGAUGACCUGCAGCUGUUCCUCCUGAGCGAUAGCAAGGAGCAUGUGUCGCUCUAUGACUACGCGUCUGGUGCUGCGCCUGCCCCUCCUGCCACAGCUGAGCUUAGUGUUCGUUCCCACUGGCAGACUCGUGACGCAGCUGCUCGCCUAGCCAUUCGCAGUCACCUGCCGUUAGCUGAGCUAGAGCAUUUUGGCGACUGCAAAUCAGCUAAGGCCCUGUACGACGCUGUCGUCGCUCGCUACUCCUCGCCUGCCACAGCCGAGCUUAGCCGCCUCAUGCUGCCGUACCUGUUCCCCGAUCUGUCCACCUUUACUACAGUCGCCGAUCUUAUCACCCACCUGCGCACUAGUGAUGCUCGCCUGCGUGCCGCCCUUCCCACCGAGUUCUGCGCUAAGAACCCCCCUCCACUGUACUGGACACUCCACUUUAUAGUCACUCGUCUCCCUGACACCCUCCGCUCAGUUCGAGACCACUUCCUUGCUCGCUGUCCCACUGAGCUCACAGUCGCCCUCCUAGAGGAGCACCUGCUCGCGGCCGAAAAGAGCAUUGUAGCUGUCGGUGCUGCUCGUGGCGCUCCUCGCACCCCCAUCUUUGAGGGGUGUUCUCCCUCUCCCCUCGCUCCCUCCUACGCUGCUGCUGCUGCUGUUGACUUCCUUGGUGCUGAGUCUGUUGGCGCUGCUUCUGCUCCUGGUGGGAGGCGCCGCACCGGCAAGGGCAAGGGGGGCAAGGGUGGUGGUGGUGGCGCUGGGGGAGGAGGUGGGGGAGGUGGGGGGGGAGGCGGUGCUGGAGGGAGCGGUGGCGGGAGCGCUGGUGGGAGUGGGGUCGGGGGUGGAGACGGGGGCGGCGGAGGAAGCAGUGGCAGUAGUGGCGGCGGCGGCAGUGGCGGCGGUGGCGGUGGUGGCGGUGGUGGCGGUACCGGUCGGAGCGGUGGUAGUGGUGGCGGCGGAGGUCGGAGUGGAGGCACUGGCUCGGGCCAGAGCUCCCAGCAGCAGCAGCGUCCCCAGACGACCCAGCAGCUUCGUGAGUGGCUUGCUCAGCGUGGGACGUCGGGGGCCAGUGCCCGCUGUUCUUAUGUCAUUCGCACAGGUGACCGCAAGGGACAGACGUGUGGGAGGUUCCACACCCCGUACCGCUGCUUCUCCCGCCUUGACGACGCUUGGCGUGAGGAGAUGGGUGCGGAUGUUGAGCGCCCCCGCUGGGCUGAGCUCAUGAGGGCUGGUGUUGAUGUCUUUGCUCUUGACUAUGAUGCUAUUAUUGCUGCCAUGUAUGCAUUGACUGUUAGUGCCGAGGGAGACUGUUACUUGUGUGUGCCGCCUGACCCAGGUAUAGAGCCCGCUGCCCUGGGUACUAGUGAGUCUGCUCUCUCUGGUAUGGUGCCCCCUGUACUUGCCCCCCCCAGUGCUGUCCCGGCUGGUUUCGAGUCUGCUCUCUCAGGUACAGCACCCACACAGACUGCUCCCUCAGGUACCGCACCGGCUGAGGCCUGUCACACCUUCACCCUUGACUCAGGUGCUUCCCGUUGCUUCUUUCGUGACAGUACUGAGCUCACACCGCUUCCUGCACCGGUCCCAGUCUCCUUGGCUGACCCCUCUGGGGGCCCAGUCCUUGCCCAGUCCACUACUGUCCUCCCUUGUCCGGCGGUUCCGUCUGGCUCGUUGUCGGGUUUCCACCUCCCCUCGUUCUCGACGAACCUGGUGAGCAACGCUGUCCUCCAGGAUCAGUGGGUUGACACCUUUACCCCUGGCGGACAGCGUGUGGCGAUCUGCACGUGCUCCAGGACUGGCCGUCACCUGGCUACGUUCACCCGUCGGCCGGGGUCGAGUCUCUACACACUGACCACUGCGUCUCCCCAGGUAGCUGCUGUCGGUCAGGUGUCUGCGUCAGGUCUGGUGGCCCACGCCUGUGAGUGUCGUUCCCUGUCGCACCAGACUCUUCUCUGGCACCACCGCCUGGGUCACCCCUCCUUGCCACGCCUUCGUGGCAUGCACCGUCGCCUCCUUGUGUCUGGUCUUCCCAGGUCCCUCCCUCCCCUCCCUGCCUCGCCUGCGCCGCCUUGCCUUCCUUGCGUCGAGGGGCGGCAGCGCGCCGCUCCUCACUCCUCCUCGUUCCCCCCGACAGAGGCUCCUCUGGAGACCCUCCACCUGGACGUGUGGGGCCCAGCCCGCGUUCGUGGUCAGGGCGGUGAGCGGUACUUUCUGCUGGUUGUCGACGACUACUCGCGUUACACCACGGUCUUCCCCUUGCGCACCAAGGGUGAGGUCCCUGCUGUUCUGAUCCCUUGGAUCCGCACGGUUCGUCUCCAGCUCCGCCGUCGUUUCUGGACGGAUCUUCCUGUCCUGCGUCUGCACUCUGACAGAGGUGGUGAGUUUUCCUCCGAUCUCCUGAGGACCUUCUGUCAGGCAGAGGGCAUCGAGCAGACCUUCACGCUUCCGGACUCCCCACAGCAGAAUGGGGUUGCUGAGCGCCGCAUUGGCCUGGUCAUGGAGAUCGCUCGUACCUCCUUGGUCCACGCGGCAGCUCCCCAUUUUCUGUGGCCGUUUGCUGUCCGGUACGCCGCGCAUCAGCUCAACCUCUGGCCCCGUGUCUCCUUGCCGGAGACCUCGCCCACACUGCGUUGGACGGGGGAGGUUGGCGAUGCGUCGCGCUUCCGGGUGUGGGGUGCUCGUGCCCUUGUCCGCGAUACGUCCGCGGACAAGCUCUCCUCCCGCACGCUUCCCUGUGUCUUCCUUGGCUUUGUCCCUGACGCGCCUGGCUGGCAGUUUUACCACCCCACCUCGCGCCGGGUCUUCGCCUCUCAGGAUGUCACCUUUGACGAGUCGGUCCCUUUUUACCGUCUCUUCCCCUACCGCACUGCCCCCCUCCCUCCCCCGCCGCUUUUCCUUGCUCCUGGUCCCCCUCCGGUAGACCCCCUUCCCCCUCAGGGUCCUGCUCCUUCAGGUGUCUCUCAGGUAGACCCUCCUCCCGUCGCUGAGCCUGUCGAGGUCACAGGUGACUCAGGUGCUGCUGCGGGUGGUGCUGCUGGGAGUGCUGAGCCUGGGGGUACUGAGCCUGGGGGUGCUGGGCCUGGGGGUGCUGGGGCUGCAGGUGCUGGGACUACGGGUGCUGGAGCUGAGGGUACUGUGCCUGAGAGUUUGCCGCCUGGGGGUGCUGAGCCUGGGGGUGCUGCGACUGGGGGUGCUGAGCCUGCGGGUACUGAGCCUGCGGGUACUGAGCCUGGGGGUGCUGCUACUGAGCCUACGGAGCCUCGGGUUACUGCGUCUGGGGGUGCUCCGGUUCGGGGUGCUGAGCAGUCUCUCACACCGCAGCAGCUUCGCGACUGGUACGUCCGACGCUUUCGCCGUCCUAGUGGCUCGACUGGAGUUUGGGGUGCUGGAGCUGCUCGUCCUGGGGGUGCUCGUACUGGGGGUACUGGAGCUGCUGGAGCUGGGGACUCUGGCGCUGGCGGUGCUAGCGGAGUUGGAGCUGCCGACUCUGGGGGUGGCGCUGCUGCUGGUGCUGCGGACCCACCUGGUGGAGCUGCUGCUGGUGCUGAGGAGUCGGACGGUGGAGCUGCUGCUGGAGCUGGGGACCCGGCCGGUGGAGCUGCUGCUGGUGCUGUGGACCCGGCCGCUGGAGUCCCUUCUGCUUCUGGAGACGCUGCGCGGCCGCGACCGUACUUCGUACCGCUCCUUCAGCAGGUUCUUGGGCAGGCUCCUCCUCCUUGUCCUCCUCCCUCCGUAGAGUGUCCUCCGCCUGUCCAGCCGCAGUCACAGUUACCACCUGCCUCGCCUCUCCCUGCUCCCUCUCCUUAUACUGGUCCCACAGGAGGUCUUACAGAGCGUCGUGAGCCUGAGUCUCGUCCUGCGUCGCCUGUUCGUCCUGCUCGCACUGGUAGUCGUGUCCGUCGUGAGCGUCCUCCUCCUGUCCCAGGCACUCACUACAUGACUCUGCGUCCCUCUACUGCUCCUCGGCGUGUCCCUCUACCGUCUCCUCCUGCGUCCUCUUUGCCUGCCGUUCCGGACCCUGAGUCUGACCGGUAUCGCGCUGAGCACCCUACAGUCACGCGUCUCCUUGCUACUGUUGUCACUGACCCCACCUUUGAGUCCUCGGCUGCGUCUGCUCUGGUCGCUGAGUUGGUUGACUUUGCUGCUGCCUGUCGUCUAGACUACGCUGCUAGCCUUGUCGCUGAGUCAGAGUCUGCGUCUGUCUGUCCUCCGUCCGUCGGGGGUGAGUGUGCUCUUGGCACGGACGUCCUUGAGGACAGGCAGGAGGACUUUGACUCUCUUGCGGCUGCUGUACCUCAUCUCGUGGCCUGGUUGCUUGCCCCUGAGGGAGACCCGGAUGCACUAGACAUCCCCACUCCGCGCACUUACGCAGAGGCGAUCUCGGGUCCCUACUCCUCUCAGUGGCAGACAGCCAUGGACGCAGAGAUGGCAUCCUGGAAGUCCACAGGCACCUACGUCGACGAGGUUCCCCCUCCUGGGGCGAACAUCGUCGAUGGCAUGUGGAUUUUCAGGGUGAAGCGGCCGCCGGGUUCUCCGCCUGUCUUCAAGGCGCGUUACGUGGCUCGAGGCUUCAGUCAGCGUCAGGGGGUCGACUUCUUCCAGACCUUCUCCCCCACCCCGAAGAUGACCACUCUUCGGGUUUUGCUGCACGUUGCUGCUCAGCGUGACUACGAGCUUCACUCUCUUGACUUCAGCACAGCGUUCCUGCAGGGCAGCCUGCACGAGGAGAUCUGGCUGCGCCGCCCACCUGGCUUUACUGGGUCGUUUCCCCCUGGUACCCAGUGGAGUCUCCGCCGGCCAGUCUACGGUCUCCGCCAGGCGCCACGUGAGUGGCACGACACACUGAGGACUACUCUUGCGGCUCUUGGGUUCGCGCCGUCUACUGCUGACCCGUCGCUGUUUCUGCGCACUGACACGUCGCUGCCGCCGUUCUACAUCCUCGUGUACGUUGACGACUUGGUCUUUGCUACUGCUGACACUGAGGCACUCGCUCGUGUGAAGUCGGAGCUGCAGAAGAGACACACCUGCACUGACCUGGGUGAACUGCGUAGCUACCUUGGCUUGCAGAUCACCCGGGACAGAGCCCGUCGCACCAUCACCCUGACUCAGUCACACAUGGUGCAGCAGGUCCUUCAGCGCUUCGGCUUCCAGUUCUCCUCACCACAGGCCACACCUCUGGCUACCAGCCACUCACUCUCAGCUCCACCUUCGGACGAGUCCGUAGAGCCGAGUGGCCCGUACCCAGAGCUUGUAGGCUGCCUCAUGUACCUGAUGACGUGCACGCGACCUGACCUUGCGUACCCUCUUAGCAUCCUUGCUCGUUACGUUGCGCCUGGGAGACACAGGCGAGAGCACUGGGAGGCUGCUAAGAGGGUGCUGCGUUACUUGUGCAGUACAUCAGGCAUGGGGCUGGUGCUUGGAGGACGCGACAGAGUUGUCCUCACUGGUCACUCGGACGCCUCUUGGGUGGACGACCUGGCUACGCAGCGGUCGUCACAGGGUUACACCUUCAGCCUUGGCUCUGGUUCUGUCUCGUGGCGGUCCACCCGCUCUUCCUCUGUUCUCGGCUCUAGUUGUGAGGCUGAGAUCUACGCCACAGCCAUGGCUGCACAGGAGUUACGCUGGCUCACCUACCUGCUGACUGACUUGGGAGAGCGGCCUAGUUCUCCGCCAGUUCUGUACGGUGACAACAAGGCGGCCCUUGCCUUGUGUCAGGAGCACAGACUGGAGCACAGGACGAAGCACAUUGCUCUUCGCUACUUUCUUGCUCGAGAGCUUCAGCAGCGCGGUCAGCUUCGGCUUGUGUACGUGGACUCGAAGGCCAACACUGCUGAUAUCUUCACCAAGGCGCUUCCGCCUAGUGAUCAUCAGCGGCACUGUACUUCUUUAGGCCUUGUGUCCACGUUUCCUCACUUGCUCACUGCUUGA